ACUCAGUCGCGAUUCGAAGCCGGUCGUGGUAACCGAAUGCGUCGUGUAUCGUGUCGCGCGAGCACACGGUAUCCUCUUUAUUUCGUUUUUUUCGUUUUCAUAUAUUUUUCUGUGCUCCGUUGUGUUCCCUCUCGUAUGUUGAACGGAACGGUGGUGUUCACGCUGGAAUAUUUUUUAAAAUCGAGAUGGCUUCGUUUACGUGUACUUUCCUCGUUUCACCUUGACGAAUACAACAAGAAAGAGAACGUGUUUUUUUCGAGCCUUUGCUCGUUUCCCCUCCGCUCCUUUGUGUUCCACCGUCGCUAGUGAUCACAGUGUUAUUUACUCGUUCCAAAGGGAAUAUAUAUAUAUAUAUAUAUACAUAAAUAUAUAUAUAAUUCGUGGACAAGAAGAAGGCGAACAUUCUCUCCUUCGAAGAUGCUGACUUCUAGCGCGAAUCAGUACCUCCGUCCGGAAUAUCUUACGCCUUUACCUACUACGCUGGACGCGAAGAAGAGCCCGCUCGCGCUCCUGGCUCAGACUUGCAGUCAAAUAGGAGCGGACACGCCGUCCAACAAAUCUUUGCUGGGCUCGUUGGACAAAGGUUCGACGAGCAGCAACAACAACAACAACAACAACAACAAGUCGUGCAAGUCGACGGAUCAAUCGCGCGAGAAAUCGUCGCCGGGGAUCGUGGCCUCGUCCUCCUCCUCCUCGGCCGAGUCGAGCAAGGCGGCCAACUUCAAACCGUACGAGUCGUGUUUGUCGAGCGGCGUGGAAAAAGCAUCGAGCCCGGACAACGAGCAACAACGAUCUGCCUCCACUCAUUCGAUAUCCGGCCGUUCGAGGACACCCGGGAGCACGAAUAAACGGUGCUCGAGCAACCAGAGCGGGUGUUCCUCGGUACGGGCGAUCACUCCUCACCAACAGGGGAGGAAGACGGCGACUCCGAACGGUGACGGGGCACGAGAAUCGCCCGCCUCGAGGAAUCAACUCGUCGUCGACUCCUCCUCCUCCUCCUCCUCCUCCUCCUCCUCCUCCACGUGCUCUUCCUCCUCUUCGCAGCCAGCGGUGGUCGGCAGCCCGUCGUUGCAGGCGAAGCCGUCUUCCUACAGCCCUGCAGGUGUUCUCGCGAUCACCGAUCCAUCCAUCAAGGACCUUCCACUGGGGACGUUCAAACCGGGCGUGAGCCUGUCCUGCUCGUCCGCUUACCUGGGCUUCAGCCCCCAAUUACCGAUCGACGCGACGGCCAGCUCGUUGAUAUCUCACCAACACGCCGCGUUGAAGAACGGUUUGGUGGGGAACCCGUAUCUGAGCUACGCGAGGCUGAAGAGCUCGGGAUCGGGGGCCGAUACAACCGCGCUGAUGCCCGUUUGCAGGGAUCCCUAUUGCACCGGUUGCCAGUUGAACUCUCAUUUGCUCGCGAGUUCGGCGAGUUUGGCCGGCGGCGGGAAAUUGGGGGGCGCCGCCGGUUCUUCCUGCCCCGGUGGAUGCGCGCAGUGCGAUCACAAAGGGAACAGUGGUGGUGGUGGUGGUGGUGGUGGUGGUGGUGGUGGUGGUGGAGGUGGUGGUGGAGGUGGUGGUGGCAGUGGUGCGACGACAACGGGUUACGGAGCGUUGGGUGUCGCGGCGUACGCUCACGCGCAACUUGCCGCCCUGGCGGCUGUCUCUCAACUCCCUUACGUGUGCAACUGGAUAGCCGGGGACACGGCGUAUUGCGGGAAAAGGUUCUCCACGUCUGACGAGUUGCUGCAGCAUUUGAGGAGUCACACGAACGUGACGGGAGGAACGGGCGCCGAUCCCUCGGGGGCGGCCCUCUCCCUGCUCUCGCCCCCGGUCGGCCUGCCGGCCGCGCAUCCCCUGUUCCCCAGGACUUACCCGACGCCACCUCUGAGCCCGCUCGCGACCGCCCGCUACCACCCGUACGGGAAACCGUCGCCGCUCUUGGCCCCGUCUCUGUCGUCCUUGGCUCUGCCCCUCCCCCCGCCGCACCCCCACGCGGCCCCGGCCUUGCCACCCUACUUCUCCCCGUACCCCUUGUACGCCGGCCCGCCGAGGCUCGGCGCCGCUUCCGGCUUGCCUCAAUGAGUUCACGGCCGAACCGCGGAUAUCGAUCGUCUCGUCGACUGUGAUCCACGCGCGGAUAUUUGAACUCUCUACCUUGCCGUCGCAUCGUCGUCCUUCUUCAGCGCAAGGGACGAUGUAACGCCCUCCCUUUCCUUCGAUCCUCUCGAGUUCUUCCCCGCGACGUAAUUUUCGCGUCGUUGAGAUGGAAACGGCGCGUGUGUGGGUUGGAUUGAGGAGUUGGCGAGAGGAUUAUUCGAUUGUACGCGUGUUACGCGCGCUUUUAACUGUGAUUCUGGGCGCGAGAAUAAUAGGGGAGCGCGUGCGACGAAGGCGGAUCCGAAAAUAACGCGCGCCUGUUGAGGCGAACAGCGGCUGCUUUAAGCACGGCCGCUGCGUGAUUAUUAAAUCUCGUCGACUUGUCCCUCCAUAGGAGGGGAGGGGGUCUUCUUUUACCACCUUCCUUUCUCGAUCGCUUGGAUAUCUUCAGCAUCACGUUCGCUCACCACCGUGAUCCUACGUGUUUUGUUUACAUCGACACGUUUUCUCGACAUCGUCCGAUAUAUAUAUAUAUAUAUCAUUUUCCAAUUCUCCCUCCGCGUUGUCGAUGAACGUUUCCGGUAGAACGGUAAUCUCCGAUUAAAAAAAUUAUUUCCGCCGCGCACGAAACGAGACGAAACGAGACGAAAGACACGUUUAAGCUUAAUUUCGACGAGUAAGAAAGAGAGAAAGAAAGAAAGAAUACCACGAGUGUAACGUGGAAAAAAGAAAAAAAAAAAAAAAAAGGAGUAAAAAAAAAAAAAAAAAAAGGAGUAAAAAUAAAAACCAAUGUUCAACUGUGAUUUUCGAGUGAGAAAGCACGUGCAUGAGUGAGAUAUACUGCGCUUCCGCUACAGUUACGCGUGUACGCGUGAUCCUAGAAUUUAUUUGUAUACGAUAGCGAUGCGAUCGUGGAUCGUUCGAUUCGACGGACUAAUUAUUUUUAAUAUCGAACGCCUCUCCCCUAACCUCCUUCCUCUUCCCUCUCCUGUCCUUAAGUAUUUCUUAAUUUCAUUUGAUGACAACCGAUUCGGACGAUUUGGAACGUGAAACGAUUUGGAAAUAUAAACGUUCGAGAUACUGAGAAAUAGUACAAAGUGUAAAGAUAAACAUUCUACGAUAAUAUCUGUACGAUCUAUAUAAGGUAACAUAAUUCCGAUCGUAAAUUUGCAGCCGACGUUUUUUUGCCCGUCGUUACGCGUUCCAAGCCCGAAAAGCGAAGAUAACGCGCGUACAGUGUAGAUGGUGAAACGACAGACGCCGUAAAUUCUGGUCGAUCGCGGUCUACCAAUCGUACCAAUCGUUCUCGUACCGUUUGUCGCGGAACGCUCGAGUCUAUGUGUUUAUAGUAUUUACGAAUUUAAUAUAAUAAUAUUCAUCGCUAAACAUUUAUUGUAACUAUUGUACAUUUGUUCAUAGAGAUACGUUCAUAGAGGAUGAAAUUUAAUAAAAAGGAAAAAAGGAAAAAAAGAAAACGAGAGAAAGAAGGAAAGGGACGUAGGAAAGGAACGCGUAAAUAAAUAAAUAAAAUUGCGAAGCUUCUCGCGAAGCAUGGGCGCACGCGAAUCGAGUGAAACGGGAUCCUUGAUUGACUAGUUGAGAUAUAUCGCGUCUAUAUAUUUUUAACCAAAGUUUUAGCGACCGAUCCGAUGAUUAAGUAGCGUUACGAAUAAUAAACGAUGUGUAAUAACGAUCGAUAUUGUAUAUCAUCGAAGAGAAAACGAAUCGCUCGAGAUAUUUAGUUGUAAAUAGAUUUAUUUUGUUCUACGUCUUGUACGCGUAUAUACGUGUGUAUACAUAUAUGCAUAUUUGUGUACGCGCAUAUGUAUCCUGUAUAUGUGUAUAUACGUGUGUAUAUAUGGUAAUUGCCACUGUAUUACGAUUAUUAUUAUUAUUAUUAAUAUUAUUAUUAUUCUCUACGAUAAAAGGAAAAAUUCAUGUUUUUUCGAUCUGAAGAGAACGACGUGUAUGCAAGGCGAAUUCGUUUGACUCAAUAAUUGAUUUGUACUUGGAAUCGAUAUUUUCUACUCAUUUUUCUCGAAACCCGAAGCCUAAACGUUCAACUUGUUGAUUUUAUCAUUGUUAUUCCAAUACGUUACGUAAUCCUGUUCGGUAUCCUAUUGAAAUGAAAUAUAUCGCAACUUAUUUCUCAACGAGGAA
This is a messenger RNA of Apis laboriosa (Himalayan honeybee), 4242 nucleotides long. Its product is annotated as zinc finger protein Elbow-like. NCBI's taxonomy places the organism in Eukaryota, Metazoa, Arthropoda, Insecta, Hymenoptera, Apidae. The record is from RefSeq and is a predicted model, not a curated record. The transcript has 2 exons. Bases 418 to 2067 code for a protein of 549 amino acids. Gene Ontology annotation, biological process: negative regulation of DNA-templated transcription. Gene Ontology annotation, cellular component: nucleus.